CUCAAGGUGGUCUCUGCAAAGCCGAAGAUGGCGACAGACUGAGAGGGACAGUGGGAAGGGUGAAUCGGGAUGAUGAGGAACACACAUAUAUCCUUCUGCACUACAGACGCAAGAAAAAACAAGAAAACAUUCUGUCAAGGAUGACAGUGGUAAGAUAUAAUCUUCCAGAAUCUUGUUCGUUUCCCGAAAGGUUCAACAGGGCGCUAAGGAGGCUGUGUGGAAUGUUGCAGAAUGUUGAAACGAGCGGCGUGUAAGGACGAUUUGUCGGGAUAUACGUUUUCUUCGCCAAUGGAUGGUCCAAAAAAUUAGACGCAGCGGUGGGGGGAAGUGGUUUGAUAUCUUAUUUCAGUCCAGAGAGAAACAUUACCCAACAUCAUGCUGCUAAGAAGGUAGAUGAUAUUGUUUGGGGAGAAAAUUGGAGAGGAGAAAAAAAAAACAGCCGGGGAUCACUUUUGUCUCCCCCUAAAAUAUGAUCCGGGGUGUUUGGAUGUGUCGAAGGGAAGACGAUGCCGUGCUGAAAAUCUGCUGUGCACCCAAACAAAACGACAAACCUUACGCCGAUUCCGAGAGGGCACAGAAAUGGCGAAUGUCUUUGGCAUCCCUUUUAUUUUUUACAGUCCUCCUUUCUGACCAUCUCUGGUUGUGUGCUGGAGUUAAACUGCAGUCCGGGGACAGGGGCUAUGGCGAACCUUUGAGUAACGCGACCGUUGGGGACCGUCUAACACCGAAGGAGGGGGAGCACGAUGUUUUUCUAAGCAAUUCGACAAAAUUUGUCGCUCCAAGUCCUCAGUGUACCGCUGUACAAACUCGCGGAGAUCUGGAGUCAGCCUGCGCCACACUGCGUUUGCAGCCAACAGACGUCGGGUCAUCAUUUUCAACUCCAUUGACGUUUUCGUCACAGUCUUUGUUGGCUUAUUUUAGGAAUUUCAGCCUUUCUUUUUGUGAUUCCUACACCAUCUCCGAUCUGCUUCUGGGAAUGGCGAACCCGGACGGGUUGAACUGCAGUCUUCGGAACAUGAUGUGGGAUUUGGGUCGCGGGGGCGCGGAUGAUGACGACGACGUGUGCAGUGGCUGCAUUCAGGCGUAUGCGAGGUUGGACCAACACGCUCAGGAAAAAUACGAGGAGUUUGACUUCCUCUUUCUCAAGUAUUUAUCGGGGGAUUAUUCAGUCAGAUCACACACCGAGGACUGUAAGUCAGUCUACAAAGCCUGGUUAUGCGCCGAAUAUUUCAGUGCUACCCAGACGCAGUGCCACCAUAGAAUUCCCUGCAAGCAAUACUGUCUGGAGGUGCAGACAAAGUGCCCCUUCGUGCUACCCGACAAUGACGAUUUAGUCUACGGGGGAUUGUCCAGUUUCAUCUGUACAGGGUUGCUAGAAGAAGACCAUGUGACCGACGGAGAGCCGGAGUGCUGUGAUGUCAGAUGGGGCAGCUGCAACCCAGCGGCAUCGGGGGGCGCAGGCGGCUGCAAUGCCUCCACCAGCCUGCGGGGAUCGUUUCCGUGGCAGCGGCGUCCCUGGCGGCCCGUGUCGGCCGCUGCGCGGCUGGGCGGGGGCGCCGGCGGCAAACUCAGGCUGUGCGUGCUCGUCCUCUUCCUGCUCCAGACCGUCGUCAACCUUUCUGCCGUGCAGGACAACGGGGGCGUCGCCGUGGAGACGCCCCUCGAGGAGGGGUCAACCAGAGAGGAGUGACUGGAAGCCCCCACAGGCGAAGGGGCAGCGCUGUUUUUACACACAUGAGGUCGGGGGAAGGGGGUAUGAGGGUGGACACGUGGUGAUCCUUAGAAGAGGCAUCAGCUCCUGCCAGACAUCAGGGUCCUGAAGGAAGUAAAGGAAACAGGAAGCGUGGGGCAGUCCACUUCCUGUGUACACCCUGAUGUCCUUUCUCUCUGAAAGCGGAUUGGUUCGCCGCGUUCCCAGAAAGGGCUUGGGUACAAGUGGCCUUUUUUUUUACUCCAGAGGAGUAAUAUGACACAACACACAAAUAUAUACUUUUUUUGUUGUUGCUGUUGUUGUUGUCGAUGGUAUGAGUAUAAUUUAUUAAACAGAAAAUAUAUUCUAAUACAAUUUGUAAUGAAGCAGUUGUAGACCACGUAUGUCUGAGAGUUUAGUUGUUCACCCUACCCAUAUUCCCUUUUUUUUCCUUUAUCACAGUUAGUCAAUCUUUCAUGCAUAUUUUUCUACUCUGAAAAAGCUCUGGUUCUUAUUUGUGCAAUCAGUAAGGAAGGAAAUAUGCCUAACGCAGAUUGAAGUCAUUGCUGAGAAAUAGAUCCCUCCAGUAACGGUGAAGGCAAAAGCAUUCAACUGGCACAAGACAGUGUUUUUUAGCCUUGUAGCGUCCGAACCGCUGUAUCGUUGCAUCAUGUAACAUCCGAAAGGAUGUUUUUACUUGGCAAAGGGUUCAGUUGACGUAUUUUGUAUGACUGGUAGUUAAUAUCAUACUAUAGUAUAUACCUCUUUUAAUUAACACAAAUUGGAGCAUCAGGGGCCUUAAUGUAACAGUCACUUCAUAUAAAGCAUACUGUUGUUUUUAAAGUUAUAUUUGAUGUGACCUGGACUAUAAAAGUCAUAUGUCUCAUCUUACACUAAGGGCUUUGACAGGUUUUUUUGGAAUGAGGAAAGGGCAGUCUCCCUGUAUGUGUAUAUGCAGAACUGACUUGUAGGGAUGGAGUUGGACAUGUGCCUUUUUCCGCAGAUGGUACAGAUCACUUCAUGGCUCGAGAGCCCUUGAAACAGUUAAUGUAAAAGCAUAAAAAACUCCAUCUUGAUUUGUCCUUUCCGUAUCAAGACCAUCUGUUCCAAAGGUGAGGUCCUGCUAUUGUUGAAGACUUGAAGACUGCAGGUUAAAAUAUUUCCUGAUAAAUCAUUUGCACAUUUCUGCUUGUUCAGGAUUACAUUUUACUUUCCUGUUUUUUUCGUUAUUUUUAUUUUAUUUUUUUACUUGAAUGGGAUGAAGCUGGAGUAGAAUGUUUAAUUUCUCUGUCUUUAAAAUUGCUUCAAUUCAUUCAUUCAUUCAUUCAUUCAUUCAUCCAUUUUAAGUGCAUUAAAAUAUUUCAAUAAAAUGUACCCCAAGCAUCUUGAGAGCUAAAUAAAUUCCUAUAUAGUACUAAUUUUUUUAAUUGCACCAAUAAAAUGUUGUGAUUGUUUUUUCUAGAAUUCUUGGAUACAUGAACAUAAACAUAAUGUCGAUGUUUUAAGGGCUGUGUAGGAUGACACUUUCGGCAAAGUUCAGCAAAAUGCAGGGAUGGAUAAAAUUGUGUUUGUCAUGGUUCAAAAUAAAACUUUAAAAAAGAAAAACCCCACUAGGUCACUACUUAAUUCUGUAUGUAGACUAAUAUCUGAUCUCAGCACCAAUGGGUUUAAAAUGCUCAGUUCUCAUGUUAGACACAACAAUGUGUAUGUACAGUAAACACCUUUCAGACCCUUAAAAUGGCACCUUGUUGUAAAGCUGCUAAUGUAAAGUUGCUGUCCUUCGAGAGCCUCCUCAAAGGCUAGAUUUCACUGAUUUAUAACUGAAACUAUGUCGUGAUGAUGCUGCUAGUGGCAGAAAAUUUGAACGGGGACAAGGUUCGAAGGCCUCUGUCAUUGUAACAUUAAAAAUAUUUCAAUAAAUGUGUUAGCGCACAUCAUGCAACAUCACAAAUCUUAUAAAAGUUAGAUUUGGUCUUGACCAUCAUUUCCCAUCACUAACUUUUUAAAUACACACAUUUUCAACUCUCAUCAAAGUUACAGUUUCCGCCACCACUAUCCUUAAUUACAAUAAUAAAAUGGGGAGUUCACACAUUCUUAUUUUUUAUUUUUUGAGCUGUGAGAGUUAUUUCAGAACGACCGACCUCCUUAUUUAGGGGGUUAAUGCUGAUGUAUGUGAUCGAGCUGACGUGCGUAUGCAAGUGUGACAUGGCACUGUUCUGCAGCUCUAAAAAGGUCACUUGUACUCUGUUCUUUGCAACGUGUCACACGCUGUGUGUCACAUCCAGUGACUCAACAGAGGGGAGGCAGAGAAUGUCACUUGUGUUCCCAACAUGUAAAUUUCCCUGGCUUCCUGGAUGCCACUCCAGCCAUAUUUGCUUAUUUUGUUUUUUAUGACAAUACAAUGUCCGUAGGCUGUUUGGAGAACUUUUUUUAUCAUGACAUUAUCCCGUGACUGAAUGGGAAUCUAACAGAGAGACCUUCCCCAAUGUUUUGGGAACAUUUUGUGUUUGUUGGGUUCCACCGGCCUUCUGUUCAUAUAUUCAGGAUUAACUGAAAUCCAUAUUCAGGAUUAAUGCAGGAUUCCCCCACCAGGCUGUCAUACCUUUUUUAAUUUUCAGUUCUGCUUUAGCCCGGCACCAACUCAGUACACUCACUAUGACAUUAAAUCCUUCAAAUCACAACAGAGAUUAGGACGUGUGGUUUGCAUUCAUUUUUUGAUCAUAUUUUUUGCUGUAAUCAGAUUUUUUUUUAAUGGUUAAUGUUAAUGCCAUGUUAAACAUGCAAAACAAUCAAAUGAUGGAAUAACAGUGACAUCUCUGUCUCUCUGAGCGGGAGCUCACUGGUAGGCUGAUCUGAGGACAGGAAGAACAGGCACAGAUCUGUGUAUGUCUGCUGACCCCUGGCUACUUUACAGGGGACUCUUCUUAUGCCAUUUUAUACACUGUGGAUUAAUGUUUAGAACUUUUUUGCACUAGUUCUAAUGACGUUUAUUUUUGGGAAAUGGUUUGAAAAACUGUGCUAUAUAAUUCAUAUGAAGUUGCAUAAGGAAUAUUAAAUCAUAUCUGUUUUCAGUCA
Anguilla rostrata (American eel) is the source of this 4765-nucleotide messenger RNA. Its product is annotated as NALCN channel auxiliary factor 2-like. Lineage: Eukaryota; Metazoa; Chordata; Actinopteri; Anguilliformes; Anguillidae. Gene Ontology annotation, molecular function: stretch-activated, monoatomic cation-selective, calcium channel activity. Gene Ontology annotation, cellular component: plasma membrane. The record is from RefSeq and is a predicted model, not a curated record. Bases 470 to 1690 code for a protein of 406 amino acids. Gene Ontology annotation, biological process: calcium ion import across plasma membrane. The transcript has 3 exons.